AUGCUAAAGAAAGAAUGCGAACAGAAACCUUCUAAUUUCACAUGCUGGAACUUUCUUAGCUCCAAAGAUCCUUGCAACUCAAGGUUGGGAUUAAAAUCUAGUAGUACGAGAGACUUUCUCAGGAAAAUAGUUGAGAUUAGUAACCCAGCUGCUAACUUUGAUCUUUUAGAAGAUGAAAAUGAAGAGUAUGGAGAGAAUACCUUCUAUGUUAACGAUGAGUCGACGCUUCCCUCAGGAAUCGCAGUGAUUGAAAAUCUUAAAAAAUUUCUUAAUUUUUUAAAAUUUGAUUAUCACUUCUUUCUCUAUGACGAGUUGUUGAUAAAUAUAGAUAAAAUAUAUUCCGAGGGACUUGAGGGAGAGCCGGCCGCAUUAUCCCAAUUUUGCUUAGUCAUGUCGUUAGGUGCUAUAUAUCAUGGAUCGAGUCCUCUCACUGAUGAAAUUCCUGGGUAUCUGUACUUCAAAUUGGCAUGCCAUUAUUUACCAGGAAUUGAACAUAGUUUUUCACUAGUGGCUAUUCAAUCACAUAUUUUGUUCGCAUGGUAUUUUUUGAUCUUAAAUAAAAAAGGUCUUGCAUCUGUUCAUAGCUCAAUUGCUAUUAGGAAAGCUCUUUGUAUAGGGCUUCAUAAGUGGGAUGGGGCCAUAAGAGCUGUGGAAAGGGAGCAUCGUUCAAGGACCUGGUGGACUGCCUUUGUUACUGACAUAUUCUGUGUUUCAAUUUUGGGAACUCCUCAUACUAUUUGCAUAGAUGCCAUCGACGUUGCUCUUCCUUCUAACUCUAAUCUAAACAAAAGUGAAAAGUCACUUUUUUUUGAACACAAUUAUUUUGCCUUGAAUGUCAGACUUGCCCUUAUCACUUCUAAGGUGAUAUCAGAAGUCUAUAAAAAUGAUUUCGAGGUAGCAUCGGGUAGUCACCUUGUUACACAUGCGCUAGAAUGCCUCCAUGAAUGGAAGAGUAAUCUUCCUUUGGAGAAUAGAAGGUCGUUCGAAGAUAUUUAUCCAAUAAAAAGACGCGAUGCAUCUUUACACCUAUUUUAUAAUCAAACAGUGAUUCUUGCUACUCGACCGGUUCUUCUUUAUUAUUUUAGGUUGUUUUGUAAUGAAUCAUCCAUGAUCGAUGAAAACUUAUGGAAAGACUCGCAUAUAAAGUGUUGUGUUACCGCAGCAAAAUCUACGAUAAAGAUAUUAAGCUACUGUAAGGCUAAUAAGAUGAUAUCUACCUUUGGGUUCUAUGAUUCUCAUUACAUUUAUUCUGCAAUAUUAGUGAUAUUUGUAAUUGAGAUGAUGCGAUAUCACAAACAGGGAUUUUAUGAAGUGCUUGAGCCCUUAUCUAUUUUGCAGUUUCAAAGCGCUAGUGGAAACCUUGCUGCUAGAUCAAUGAGUCGCGAUCUACAUGCGCUAUUUCAGUUCAUUAGUUUGAAUAAAGGCAUUAGUGGAAGCUCUUAUCUUUAUGACGAAUUAUUUGAUAUUAAAAAUACUAUCAAAACCGAUAUGGAUGACUUUUAG
Messenger RNA from Priceomyces carsonii, 1503 nucleotides. Its product is annotated as fungal specific transcription factor domain-containing protein. The record is from RefSeq and is a predicted model, not a curated record. The transcript has a single exon. NCBI's taxonomy places the organism in Eukaryota, Fungi, Ascomycota, Pichiomycetes, Serinales, Debaryomycetaceae. Gene Ontology annotation, cellular component: nucleus. The coding region runs from base 1 to 1503 and encodes 500 amino acids. Gene Ontology annotation, biological process: positive regulation of transcription by RNA polymerase II; DNA-templated transcription. Gene Ontology annotation, molecular function: zinc ion binding; sequence-specific DNA binding.